Molecule: messenger RNA, 840 nt
Organism: Aspergillus ibericus CBS 121593
Lineage: Eukaryota; Fungi; Ascomycota; Eurotiomycetes; Eurotiales; Aspergillaceae
Product: Frag1/DRAM/Sfk1 family protein
Exons: 5
Coding region: 1-840 (279 amino acids)
Cellular component (GO): plasma membrane
Source: RefSeq, a predicted model, not a curated record
AUGUGGAUCAUAUCAUUUUGGGUCUUCCCCGUCAUAUCGGCGUGUACAUGGAUCGCCAUGCUGAUUGCGAUGCUGGCGACGUGGGCGAGAGAAGGCUCGCCGAUAUAUGCCAGUAUGGAGCCGGGCCAGACGAUCGCGUAUAUUUCCGAUAUUGGAGCGCAGGGCCUGAAGCCGCUGUUCAUUGCAGGCAGCUGCGUCACGGUCGUUUUUCUCGAUCUUUCGUUCCUGUCAGAGCGGUGGUUGCGACACGCGGGCCAAUUGGUGCCGAACAGGGGCCUUUUCGACAAGGCCUGCGCCAUCGCUUCGAUCUGCUUCUCAAUCGCAGGUGCCCUGGGGCUGAUUCUGCUGUCGAUCUUUGAUACCCUCCGUCAUCCGCAUAUGCAUGAUGGCUUUUUGGUUAUGUUCUUGGUCGCAUACUUAAUCAGCGCCAUUCUCAUUUGCUGUGAAUAUUGGCGUCUGGGCAUCUUUUACCGCUCGCAGCAUCGGAUUCUGCUGGCCAGUUUCGUGAUCAAGCUCUCGUUCGUGAUCAUUGAGAUUGCGCUCGCCAUUGCCUUUGGGGUCCUGGGCAGAAAGGGUGGUCGGUACAGAAACGCGGCGGCUGUUUUGGAAUGGGUGAUCGCGCUCGUCUUCACAUUCUAUGUCCUCUCCUUCGUAAUCGACCUGCUGCCAUCGGUGCGCACCCGCCGCCAUGUCCCGCAAGGCGAGAAGAUUUCCCGAGCCGGGCAGAUGAAUGGCUAUUCCAACGGAACGACGAAUGGGAGAGAAGAGACCUACGAGGAGCCGGUGACGAUGGACUCGGCCGGUCCGAAUGCCAGCUACUACCGCGGCCAGCGAAUGUGA